CCCUGCCACCACCACGACGUCGACCCUUCCGCCAGUCCGACCUUCCCGAUCACCGCGCCAUUUUCACCAGCCUCACCUUCCGCCACCUCGUCUCGUCCACCACCUCGUUCCGUUCAGCACCUCGUCCCUUUCACCGCCUCGUCCCUGUCAGCACCUCGUCCCUUUCACAGCCUCGUCUCUUCGUCACCCCGUCCCAUUCACCGCCCGCGCCCACUCUCCUCGCUCCGCCAUGGGCGACUCGACUGCCGCUACAGGACAGCCUGCGCUCCAGCAGCCUGCUCGCGCUCGCGACAAUGCUCAGCAGGCGCUUGGCGAGCAGGCCGAGGCCGAGGCCAAGCGCGUGGCUCGACAGCAGGCUGAGCAGCUGGAUCGCGUCGCGGAGCAGGCCGGUGAGGCUUGGGCCGAGUCCAUUCGGGCUUGGCGGCAGAUCGGAGAGGCUGCGGGUCAGGCGGAGCAGGCUGUGCGUCAGGCCAUCGAGGCUGAGCAGCAAGCCAAACAGCAGGCCGAUCAAGAGGCUGCUCGCCUGCGCGAGCGAGUGGAGCUGGCCAAGCAGCGCGCAGCCCAUGCCCGCGAGCAGCACAAGCAGGCUGGCGAGCACGAGGAUCGUCUCGACAAGGAGUACGAGCAGGCUAUCCGGGCUGCUGAUGCGGUCUGCUUCCCCCAAGAGGCGGCUGGCCUUCGCGAGCAGGCGGCUGGCCUCCGCGGGCAGGCCGCUGAACUCAACCGCAAGGCGGCCCUCCUCGACGCGAAUGCGGCUUCCCUCGACGAGAAGGCCGCGCGAGCUCUGCAGGAGUUUCACACUUACAAGCAUGCUGCGCCGCCCGUGCGUCCUCACGAGCGCGAUGAUGCGCACCGUCAAGAGAUCACGUCGCGCGGCGAGAAGCGCAGCGGCGACCAUGAGCUCGGCCCGGCCGCCAAGCGUGCCACGCAGCAGCAGCCUGCCGGCGCCCGCGAGCAGGCCGCGCAGCGCGCGCCUCUCCAAGAGCGCGAUGCGCAACAGCAUCAAGAGUGCGAGGCGGGCCGUCAAGAGGUGCCGCGCGGCGUCGAGCGCGACGGUGAUGCUCCACUCGAGUCAGCCGUGUGCGCGCCCGUCGCUUCUCCGGCGGCGCAGCCUGCCGGCCAGCUCGGUGGCGAGCGUGGAGGCCAGCUCGGUGGCGAGCGUGGAGGCACGGCCACACGCAGCCGCGCCGCUGCGUCUCGCUCCGUCAAGCUCGAGCCCGCGCCCGAGCUGGACGCCAAGAGCGGCGACGACGAGCGCAAGACCGAGCUCGAGACGCUGGCGCACGGCAACUAGCGCUCUCGCUGCGCACUCUGCGCGUAGCCACCUCGGCACUGCCCUUCAUCACCGCCAGACCCUUCCCGAGCACUUCACCCUUCCGCACCGCGCCGAGCCUCUCACAUCUCGCCUUGUACAUCAACUCCACACCGCCAUGAGCAGCAGACAGGCCGGAGCUGAGAACUUGGGCCGCAUUAGGCGCCUAGUUCCCGCAUCGCCACCUUCAUCCUCAAGUCACGCGCCACCCACCCACACUGAGUUCCGAGUCAUCGUCAAUGCGCCACCCACACACACAUUCAUACCAUACACACGGUCAUACCAACCAACCACCAGCCUCAUGUCACGUUCGGCCCGUUCGCGUUCCUCCCAAUCGAGCCCUGAUGCGU
Tilletiopsis washingtonensis is the source of this 1662-nucleotide messenger RNA. RefSeq lists its product as hypothetical. The record is from RefSeq and is a predicted model, not a curated record. NCBI's taxonomy places the organism in Eukaryota, Fungi, Basidiomycota, Exobasidiomycetes, Entylomatales. The transcript has a single exon. The coding region runs from base 230 to 1294 and encodes 354 amino acids.